This is a messenger RNA of Coccinella septempunctata (seven-spotted ladybird), 1362 nucleotides long. Its product is annotated as galectin-8-like. Lineage: Eukaryota; Metazoa; Arthropoda; Insecta; Coleoptera; Coccinellidae. The record is from RefSeq and is a predicted model, not a curated record. The transcript is spliced from 5 exons. Gene Ontology annotation, molecular function: carbohydrate binding; galactoside binding. The coding region runs from base 227 to 1273 and encodes 348 amino acids.
AGCUUUAAUACCCAAUAUAAUGGGUACCAACCUUUAUGAAUAUUUCACGAUUACUCUAUUACCCACAAAGGUGAGUCAUUUAUUAUCAUCUACAGUCUACACCGCAGUUAAUUCGAAAUAAUUGUUCCUUUGCUGUGGUUGAAUCAAUGUUUCUAUUUACUUCAACCCAUUAGAGAGUCACAGUCGCGCCACUGUAAUGCCACGCUAGAGCUCUGUAACUGUGAUAAUGUUUGUGAUAAGGGCGGUAAAGAACUUCUGUUUGUUCGGUAGCUGUAUUCAGUGCUGCAUUCAUAAAGAAGUGGAAGAGGAGAAAAUCGACGGACCCCUUAGGAGGUCCAUUUCUGCAUUAAACCUCAGUAGAAUUGAAGACCUACCCAACAGACUGACCAGAGGGAGAGUACUUUGCAUCACUGCAUCCACCACUCCUAACUGUCAGAGAUGGGCUGUCAAUCUCCUAUGCGGGAAUUCCCACAAUUCAGAUAUAGCUUUCCACUUCAACCCGCGUCUCUUACAGCAUUUCGUGGUUCGCAACUCACGUCUGAAGGGCCAAUGGGGAAACGAAGAGACUUUGACGUGCGGUGGAUUUCAAAUCAAACACGGUGAAGAAUUUCAACUCAGGAUUUAUGUGGCGGAUAGCCAGUUUUUCGUCUCUUACAACAAUAAGCAUGUCUGCAACUUCGCAUUCAGGAUAUCGCCGAGCAACGUCACCCAUGUUGAAGUAUGUGGAAUGAUCGAUGUGUACAAGAUUGAAGUGGUCAAUUUUGAUACGUAUCCAGUGGAUGGGGGAGACGUGUACGUUGCCAAAGAGAUCAGCAGGCCUAUUUCGAACAAUAAAAAAUUGGUAACCCCUCUGAGAUGCGUUCUGCCCGAAAGUUUUCAACAAGGUUGGCAAAUCGAAAUUUAUGGAGUACCUAAAAUUCUUCCUCAAUCGUUUUCGAUAAGCUUGCGAGACCAGAAUUAUUUAUGGCCACCAUGUACCAUUCCUCUAAGUCUAACAGCGCAUUUCGGCAACAAUAUAUUGGUGAGGAAUGCCUUUAUCGAUAAUAAAUGGGGUAUGGAGGAAAGGGCUGGAGGUUUCAAGUUUCUUCCUUUCACCCCGUUCACGUUAUGGAUCAGGAGGAGUGCGAAAAAGUUCAGUAUAUGGGUGAACGAGAAACUGCAAGCUGAAUUCGCAUUCAGAUGCGAUAUUGCCCAAAUGAACUCAGUCCACGUACAGGGAGAUGUCAUUGUAGGUGGGAUUUACAUCAAUAAGCAGCCUGAGAUGUAUUAUUGAAAUAUUAUUUGUAAUUCAAUGCUGUUUCAAGUUUUAUUUUUGUUAUUUAUACAUUUUCUUACUUACUAAUAAACUAUAGCUUUAGUUUU